This is a messenger RNA of Physella acuta, 2703 nucleotides long. RefSeq names its product integrator complex subunit 15. Lineage: Eukaryota; Metazoa; Mollusca; Gastropoda; Physidae. The record is from RefSeq and is a predicted model, not a curated record.
UACUGAAUCUAAUCUAGAUCUAGAUCUAGACGAUUAGAUCUAGAAUUAGUUAAAGUUAAAUAGAUCUACAUUGAAAAAUCGUUUGCUUGUUUUUCUUGACUUUCACAAAUUAAGUCAUUGAUCAAGUUAGUAAUUGUAGAAGUCACAAUGCCUGGAAACAUUUUAAACAACCUAUACCGGUUAAAUUUUCCUGAUUGCACCAGGGAGGCCCUCUCAUUCUUGACCUCGUUUAUAUCACAAGACUGUGCAACAAUACCUGGCCUUAGUGCAAACACAGAACAGAUCAUUGUUGAAAUUUGUCAGGAGUUUGUUUUAUUCAAGUCUGUGAGAGGUCCACAAAAACUGACUGCAGUACAAGAGCUACAUUUGUUAGAUAUGAUAUGCACAUGUUUCUCUGAAGCUCCAGAGAAAUGCAAAUACAGAAUGUUUAAUCUAAUGUUUGGGGCCCAUGGAGAUGGAACUGUUAACUUGCUCACAAAACUUGUCUCCCUUGCUCUGUCUGUUAGAUGCACACCUGUUUUACUAUGUGCAGCUAUAUGGAUGCAGGAGCGAGAUAGCCUUAGUCCAGAUGUUAAAGGCCUCACUCAGCGUCUAGUGAGUGACUAUUGCAUAUUGUUUCCAGAUCAUUCAAGUGUGUUUUCUACAUUGCCAUCAGUCUCACCUUUAUUUGCUUGCAACUUUGUUACAGCAGCAACAUCACUUUAUUCUUUUGCAGGUCCUGAUAGUUUACCUCCUCUGGCUCUACUUCAGCAUGUGAGUGAAUGGGUUUAUAAAGACAAUACAAUGUGCUGUGAGUCUCUACGACAAGCUGCUAUUCAUAGUGCAUAUACCACUCCAGUGCCUGGAUUAACAGGCUGGUGUGUUAGGGGACCACUUGUGUGUUGCCAAUUAAAAAAGAAGAGUUCCGAUGUACACAUCAGCCAAUCUCAUGUGGAUUCACUGUUGGCUUGUUUAGACAAACUGCAUCUAGCACUCCUCCAAAGCAUAGCAUUUACAGCUUACGUCAACCUGUCCCCUGGUCUGAUCAGUGCUAGUGAUUUAGCUCACAUAGCUCAAACACUGCAAGUUGUGGCUCGUCCAAACCCAAGCGUAGAAGAAGAAGCUGCUUGUACUAUAGCAUUGGAAAGACUCGCUCAAAUAUUGCAGGUUUCUGCCAACACAAGAACAUACAUAGCUGACAGAGGUAAAAUAAAAGAAAUGGAGUCUCUAGCCAAACACAAGCUUCCUUACAAUAGACUUCUCUCAAUGGUAUUAAAUAAUCAACUACUAGGGGUAUUAACUACUCAGCAGUAACAACAUGUUGAUGAAUGUUUGUAAAGAUUGCUCAAGGUAUUCACAAGUUGGACUCUGGCACCCAGCAUUCAACACUAAAUUAUGGCUGUGUCAAAAAAAAAAUUCAGUAAAAUUACAAACCAUAGCAGUUUUUCUAAACUGAAUGUCUAGCCAUUUUUAUUACUGGAAUUACUAAAUCUUGAGUACCACGCUUGAGGAAGAACACUGAGCUGGUGUAAGCGAAAUCAGGCCAGUUUUGUCUGACUUUUUAAAAAAUAAAACAAUUAGUGAGUUGUUUGAAGAUGGUAUCUUCUCAUACUCAGUGUUACUGAAAUUGUUUUAAAAAUGUAUUUAUUUACAUUUUUUUUUAAGAUGAUACUGAUAAGCAACUAAGCAGAUUUAAGAACACGUCUUUUAAUAUGGAAUAUAGAAAUUAUGGUUAUUGUUGAUAGCAACAAACCCUGGUUGCUGAAAUUACUCAGCAUUUAAUACAUUUUAUGAUAACUGUGUAUAAAGCAAUUUAAAGAAUGCUUUAGUUAAAUAAUGUAUCUGCCUCAUUGAUACAUCAGGAACACCAGUCUAUCCCUAGAUUAGAACCAAUUUAACUAUUUUUUUAAAUAACUGUUUAUAGUAUUUUAGGCAAUCAAAUUGUUAUACAUAAGUUUCUUGUAUUAAUAUUAUUGUUACACUGUUUCAUGUUAUAGAUAUUGUAUAUAUCAGUGCUGCCAGUCACAUAACUGUCUAUGAAGGGAUUAAAAAAACCUUAUGAACAAUUAUUUUUUUAGCAGAUAUUUUGCAUUUCUAGAGACUUUCUUGUAAAUUGUAAUAUUCAUGCGUUAAGUUUUUCACCUAAUGCUGACCCAGGUCAGUUCGUAGUUUACAAAGUUGUAGGCACCCUUUCAAAACAUGACGGCCCAUGAGAAAGGUGAAGUAGAGUUCACAUGUUUCAGUGUCCUCUGCAUAUGAAGGGAUAGUGUAUUCAACACUACGCCCAGCUGCCUUGGCUUUUCUGUCAGUCAGGUACCCAUCAGAGCUGAGUGGAGACUCUGGGACAUUUUUCUAACACAAACCUGGGAUUCAAACUCAAGACAUUAGAGUUAUCAGUUGUAUGCUCUACCAUCCAACCACACCAUUCCACUUACAAAGAUGUGGUUCCAAUAAAAAAGUGCAAUUUGAAGGGGGGGGUCUGUGUUUGUAACAAGAUUAUGACAUCAUUUAAGGUUGCCACUAUAGCCAUCAGUAUAUAAUUCUCAUAUUCACUCUUAACUUUUCAAGUUGAAUAUGUGAUCUUUGUUGAAUUAAUUGUAUGUAGUGUAGUUCAAUGUUUAUCAUGGGUAUCACAUUUUGAUAAAACUUAAUUUUCUUCUAAGUUUUUUAACAAAAUGAUUAAAUAGAAUAUUUAAAUAUUUUAUAAUAAGAAUAAAGCAAGUU